AUGUAUAAUUUUAGACCGUAUGGACAACCCGGACAGCCUGGACAGCCCAUUCGUCCGAGUUACAACAUGCUCUUUUCACACUUUAAGCAGCUCGGAUACAGCGACGAGUUGGCAGGAGCGGAAGCGAACAGGAUCAUGUUGCAAACGAACGCAUACAACCAAAUGGCAGCCCAGCCAGCCCAGAAUGUGCAAUACGCACAAAACCCAUACCAAAAUUUGAACUACAACACAGCGCAGAACUAUCAAUUCAACAGCGCCUAUGGGCAGCAACAGUUUCAAAACGUGCCGAACCACAUGGCAGUUCAGCAUCAGGCACAGCUUCUGCAAACGAACGCGCAGCAGAACGUACAGCACACGAACUACGAUAAGAACAACUUGCUGAGUGGAGUGAAGAUAUCGUCGAGACCCUCUAACGUUUCACCGUUCGCUCCAGCAAAUCAAAUUAGUACUCAAUCGCAUAACAACCAGAUACAGAUUAAACUGAAUCAACAAGAAGUUAAGCCGGCUCCGAUGGGUUUCCACGAUAACGUGGCGAGAAAUGUCACCCAGAACACCAAUUACGGUACUACGAACGCCCUUAAUAUAAACUAUCAAGCGCAACAGCCUCAACAUAAUUUCGGAUAUCAGACGAACCAGCCUACAACAUAUAACUACAAUCAGCCUCCGAAGACACAAUCGUCGAACGUGCAGUACCAGAACACUUCAUAUAACCAGGGGUCGGCGAACAGUAAUCUGUCGAAUAUGUUCUACAUUGAUACGAAGGGGCAGAAGUUUAAUCAGAACACGCAGCAACAGUCGAAUCAGAAAUUGACGAUAGACCAGGUGAACAAGUGGAUACAGCAGCUGUACGUGCACUUGAACAUGACGACGUGUUCUAAGAAGCUUAGAGCGGCCGUGAAUGUGUACAUACAAUACAUCUUGGAAAAGUUCAGGUCAGGAAGUUUGAAUCACAGUGACUUGAGGAUGUUGAGUUCGGAGGAAAUACUUAAUUUUGAUCCGAAGCAAGAAGGAAAACAGCCAGAGUCUGUUUUGGAGACGCACACAGAGAAGAAUAAGCUGGAAACAGACGAGGAGGAAAGCAGAAAGUCGCUUCACACGUUAAAGGGGAAGAAGAAGCAAGUUAAGUCUAAGAAGAUGGAGGAGCCGCCAGUUCAAAAGCCAAAGCUUGAACAGACGCAGAAAGGACUGGACAGCCGCGAAAUGCAAAGGAGAGAGCAGAGGUCACAACGUUUUAAGACGUCACAGGCAGUGCCAGUUUAUAAUUUUAACCUUGUAAAGAAUAAGUCGAUCGUCGGUGUUAGCCAGGAGUUGGAAAAAACAUACCUAAGGUUGACAUCUGAGCCAAAUCCAAUGAUGGUGAGACCGGAGAGCGUGUUGAAGAAGUCGUUCAAGCACGUUUUCGAUAAGUUCAUGGCGAACAAGAAUUAUGUGUACAUACAAGAGCAGUUUAGAUCGAUAAGACAGGACAUACAAGUGCAGCACAUAAGAUCGCCCUUCGUAGUGAAUGUGUAUACGACAAAUGCUAGAUUAGCAUUGUUGCACAACGACCUGGACCAGUUUAAUCAGUGCCAAACGCAGUUGAAGCACCUGUUGAAGUGUUUCCACGAGUACCAGACAGUGAAGAUUGAAUUUGAACUGUACUAUAUGUUGUACCUAUCGCUGCAAAACAUGACGAUGGACUCUUUGAGAUACCUAAGUUUAUUGAAAGUGACAUGUAUGGCCACAGGUGAAAACUACGUUACAAGUCAAAGUGACACGAAGGGAAUAGCGUCGGAAAGGGACAGGUUUAAAAACAGCACGUACUUCAACUUCGCAAAUCUAGUCAGAAGGUCAAUAGCUGACGAGAAUUUCAUCCAAUACUUUAAGCUGGCAGACACAAAGGACAUCAACUACGACUUCUUCUUAGACUUCAUAUAUAAGCAAGCGUUUUAUUGCGACGACGGGAAAAAGGACAUUGAGCCAUUCAACGAUGGAAAGUCACUGUUCUACUGUAAACUACUAUUUAAAAUGUUCGAAAGCAAGUUUAGAAUGUUUUCGCUCUAUACACUCUGCAGGAGUUCCCUAACCAUUUCAACUGAUGUGCUCGCCAAUAUCAUAAAUUUUAAGGAUAUGAAUGAGUGUUUAGAAUUUCUACGUGAACACAAGGCAGUUUUCAAUGAAAAUGGCCUUAUUGACUGCAAGAAGACGUUGAGUGUCAUUGUAGAGUCUCCUCUAAUGAGGAGUAAAAAGAUAUAA
Molecule: messenger RNA, 2235 nt
Organism: Theileria orientalis strain Shintoku
Lineage: Eukaryota; Apicomplexa; Aconoidasida; Piroplasmida; Theileriidae
Cellular component (GO): nucleus
Source: RefSeq, a predicted model, not a curated record